CCCGCUUUCCUUCUUUCCUCCCUCUCCGCCCGAAAGUUUUCCCCCAAGUCGCUGUCUCUGUCUCCAGUCUUCUCUCCGCUUUAACUCCCCUUUCCUCUCUUGGAACUUUGGACAAAUCCUUGGAUUGAAUACAUCCUCUUUUUGCUCGUCAUGCACAUGUCCUCGUUCGCGGAUUUCCUUUAUACUCUCUGGAUUCUGGCCUCGUUCCAUGAGAGUGCGCGUGGGCUUGUAGUAGAGUUUGGGAGGCAUUAGAGCGGUUGGUUUUCGUUCUAGUCGUGGAUCUUUUUGAGGUGGGGUUUAGGGAUCUCGGGCGGGGACGGUGGCUGCGAUUCCGGGCGCCGGGGUGUCGUAUUUUGAUGGCAAUGCGCGAGAGAUGGGGAGAAUUUUCGUGGAAGCAUGGCCUGCUUCGAGUUUUUAAUGCUGUCGAGCGUUGAGGUUGGGUUCCUGGUGAGAUUGGGUUGGGCGGCCUAGGGGAAGGUAUGGCGUUUUCUGGGGCAUGUUAUAUAGCUCCCGACUUUGGAAAGUUUCAAUUUUUAGAAUUGCUUCUCAAUUAUUUCUGACAGACUGUUCUGGUGUUAGAUUCAUUGUUUUGACAGGAAAAAAAAUAAUUUUGACAGCCUGAAAGAGAUCUUUUCGAGGUUCACCGUCCUUUGUUUAUAUAUCAAGGGUGUAGCUAGGGCAGUUGAAUCAGGGCGGCUUCUUUUUGGCUGUUGGUCGGUGGUGCUCUUUUAAUGCUUGCUUGAAAGGUAGUGCUUUUGGUUCUGCAAUGGGAUCCAACGCUUCUUUCUAGCUCUCUCUGAUUGAUGGCAGGUUUUCUUGGACCACUUUUUCAUACAAAUACUUGACUGAGUGGGUGUUGAGAGGACUUGGUGGAAUUUGAAAGGUUGGGAAGUUGGAUUGGUAGAUGGGUCUCUGGGUCCUUGGUCACGAGAUAUAGGCUCCUACUCACGGGAGAAGUGUUGGGUACUGUUCACAUCCUCAACUGUUUGACAAUGACUGUUGUGUGAGCACUAGAGCCUUCUUCUUUUGUGUGUUUCUGGGGAGUAGUUUUGUGAAUUUUGGGGAUUCUGUUGAAGAGAGGAAGCAGAAGAUCAGUGCUACUCCACAUUACAUUUCCGAUAUGGGUCAUUCAGAAACCGUUUGGGAUCAGAGAUCAGAGAUGGUAUUUACAAAGGACUUGAAUGGAAUCGAUCAUGUUACACUUAAAGCACCACGAGGAGCUUCAGCUCGAGUAAGUUUGCAUGGGGGGCAGGUUGUUUCAUGGAAGAAUGAAAGGGGUGAAGAACUUUUGUUCACUAGCAGUAAGGCAAUCUUUAAGCCACCAAAAGCAAUGCGGGGAGGAAUUCCUAUAUGCUUCCCACAGUUUGGUAACCGUGGUUCACUAGAACAACAUGGAUUUGCAAGGAACAAGACAUGGAGCAUUGAUAACGAUCCUCCACCUUUGCACCCCAAUGUUAGCCAAGGCAAAAUUUCUGUUGACCUAGUGCUUAAACCAUCAGAAGAUGAUCUGAAAUGCUGGCCACACUGUUUUGAGCUUCGCCUUAGAGUAUCUCUUGCAAUGGAUGGAGACCUCACAAUAAUAUCACGUAUCAGAAAUGUUGAUGCGAAGCCAUUUAGCUUCUCAUUUGCUUAUCAUACAUAUUUCUCUGUUUCUGACAUCAGUGAGGUGAGGAUAGAAGGUUUGGAGACACUUGAUUAUCUGGACAAUCUUUGCCAACGAGAACGCUUUACAGAACAAGGAGAUGCCAUAACAUUUGAGUCUGAGGUUGAUCGAGUUUAUCUUGGCUCUCCAAAUGUAAUUGCGAUACUUGAUCAUGAAAAGAAACAGACUUUUGUUAUAAGAAAGGAAGGGUUGCCUGAUGUUGUUGUCUGGAAUCCAUGGGAGAAGAAAUCCAAAACCAUGGUUGAUUUUGGAGAUGAGGAGUACAAACAAAUGCUGUGUGUAGAUGGUGCUGCAGUCGAAAAACCAAUUACCUUGAAACCAGGUGAGGAAUGGACUGGGCGGCUGGAGCUCUCCGCUGUUCCUUCCACCUACUGCAGUGAAGACACAGACUAGCAUUAGAAGCAUGUGAAGACAGAGACUAGCACCAAUUAGCACGUUACUUUUUACCAUGUUCAGCAUGUCUCUGUGAUACAUCAAGAUAUUUAACAUGCAGGAAAUUUCAUGACAUGGCAAUAAAUGGAAACUAAUAUCUCAUGUUGGAAUGAUGUCAUCAAUUGUUUGUUUAUGAUCGAUAUAAUUGCUUGAACCUUA
Messenger RNA from Elaeis guineensis (African oil palm), 2254 nucleotides. The record is from RefSeq and is a predicted model, not a curated record. NCBI's taxonomy places the organism in Eukaryota, Viridiplantae, Streptophyta, Magnoliopsida, Arecales, Arecaceae.